Pseudophryne corroboree (corroboree frog) is the source of this 3116-nucleotide messenger RNA. Its product is annotated as general transcription factor II-I repeat domain-containing protein 2-like. The record is from RefSeq and is a predicted model, not a curated record. NCBI's taxonomy places the organism in Eukaryota, Metazoa, Chordata, Amphibia, Anura, Myobatrachidae. Bases 432 to 1361 code for a protein of 309 amino acids. The transcript has 2 exons.
UUUCUAAAAGUCCUUUUUUUUUACAUUCCAGCAUGGCUUCUGAAAUGUCAAAAAAUAAAAACAAACACAAAAAAAUAAAAAUUAUAGAUGAAGGAAGAGUGUUCCAAGAAAAGUGAACAGAUGAAUACUUUUUUGUUGAGUCCAAUAGUAAGGCAAUCUGCUUAAUUUGCAAAGAAUUAGUGCCAGUUUUCAAAGACUACAAUUUGAAAAGGCAUUACAUGACAAGACAUGCUGAGAAAUUUGCUGUGUAUGAAGGAAUGUGUCGUAAAGACAAAAUCGCUGAACUGAAAAAAAAUCUAUCAUCUCAACAAAAUUAUUUAAAAAAAGUAUUGAUUUAAUCAGAUGCUAUUGUCAAAGCCAGUUAUGUGGUUGCAAACCUGAUAGCCAAAAAAUCAAAACCGUAUUGCGAUGGUGAGUUUAUUAAGGAAUGCAUGGAAACCGUGGCUGAUAUAAUUUGCCCGGAUAAAAAAGGGGACUUUUCAAAAAUCAGUUUGUCUCACCAGACUGUAGCCAGGCGAAUUGAAGAUAUAAGAAAAUCCAUCGAAAAAGUUGUGAAGAGUAGAGCUGCUCAUUUUAAAUUUUAUGCUAUGGCGAUAGACGAAAGUACAGAUGCUACAGAUACAGCUCAAUUGGCAAUUUUUAUUAGAGGCAUUGAUGACAAAUAUAAUAUCAUUGAAGAAAUGGCUGCUUUAGUUCCACUGAAAGACACAACUAAAGCAAGAGAUUUAUAUGAAGCUGUGAAAAAUACAUUACAGCGAUUUUCUUUGUCAUUUGCUAACAUAUCUGGCAUAGCUACUGAUGGUGCCCCUGCAAUGAUAGGUAACAGAGAUGGACUUGUAAAACUGAUAGAAGAUGAUGCAAUUGCCUCCCAAAAUUUCAGUAUGAUGAAAUAUCACUGCAUAGUACACCAAGAAAAUUUAUGUGCAAAAGCUUUAAAGAUGGCUAACGUCAUGCAGAUUGUCAUCAAGGCUGUAAAUUUCAUAAGGUCCAAGGGAUUGAAUCAUCGCCAAUUCCAGGAAUUCCUAAAAUUUAUGGAUGCUGAGUAUGGGGACAUCAUUUACUUUUCUGAAGUAAGAUGGUUAAGUCGAGGGAAAAUGCUGGCAAGAUUUUAUGAUCUGAGAAAUGAAAUCAAGUCAUUUAUGGAAUCUAAAACAAAAUGUGUGCCAGAACUUGACGAUGAAAACUGGCUCACAGAUUUGGCAUUUUUAGUCGACUUGACCACUCAUUUAAAUGAGUUAAACAUGCGUCUUCAAGGUGAAAAACCAAUUGAUCAGCACAAUGUUUCAAACUAUAACAGCGUUCGAAAUGAAACUGAAACUAUGGCAUUCUCAAAUGAAGGCAAAAAAUUUGAUGCAUUUUAGCACAUUGGCUAAACACGCCUCUGUGAACACGGAAAAAUAUGCAGCCUUGCUUUUCAAUUUGGUACAGGAAUUUGAGAACAGGUUUCAAGAUUUUAGAAAAAAUCAGCCAUCUUUUCUGAUGUUUGCAACUCCAUUUUCAGUGGACAUUAAUAUAUUACCUGCCAAUUUGCAAAUGGAAUGCAUAGAGCUCCAAUCUGACAUUCAACUGAAAGAAAAAUUUGACCAUGUCUCUUUAAUGGACUUCUAUAAGAUAUAUGUUCCCAGAGAAAAAUAUCCUUCACUUCACAAUCAUGCCUUAUUCAUGUAAUCGCUAUUUGGAAGCACGUACAUUUGUGAGCAGCUAUUUUCAAGGAUGAAGCACACAAAGAAUAAAACUAGAACCAAAAUAUCUGAUGAGCACCUUGAGCACUCACUGAGAAUUGCAACAAGUUCCAUCGAAGCAAAUAUGGAUGCAUUGGUGGCUGAGAAACAAUGUCAAACAUCUCACUAACUUCAUUUCCAAGAUAAUCCAGACCGGAGCGAAACCCUACAUCUGCCCAGAAUACUGCAAGAGUUUUGCCAACCAGUCCGAUCUCGCCAAACACAAAGUCAUUCACACCGAAGAGAAACCCUUCCUGUGUAUGGAGUGCGGCAAGUUCUUCACCAGGAAAGGAAGUCUCAUUAAACACCGAGAGAGGAGUCAUGAAAAGGGGAAAAUGUUUCUAUAGCUCCGUUCUGUUAUACAGUAGUGUUCAUUUUAUCAGACUGCAACUCAGAAAGAAGCCCCUUUGUGUAAGAAAAUUCAUCGUUAAUAUGGGAAAAAGGACAUUUGUGAUUUUGUGGUAGUUUGAAAAAUAGAUAAAAUAUACUAUUAAUACAUUUUAGUAAUGGUCUUUUAUAUAGAAAGUUGUACAAUCAUUUUGACUCUAGGCGUUGUCUGUGUGCCAUAGUUCUGAGACUGGUAUGCGGUUAGCAUCCGGGCGCUGUGGAUGCCGGCGGACAGAUGACAGAUGCCGGAAUCCCAACACCACUCGGAAUCUCGGCGCCAGAACCCCAACCAAUGGCAUCCUGAAAGUAUCGGGUGAGGGUUAGGAUACGGGGGAGAGGGUGGUUACCCACAAGAGGGAAUGUUAGCUUAGAUGCUACCCAUUGUGUCCUUAACCCUAUUGGCCAUCCCCUGGGAGUAUCUGAAGCCGCCACCCCCUGUGUCCUUAGCCGCCACCCUAUCCGUUAGGGUAGGGGGCAGGGAAGGGGUAAAUUAUUUACCCCGUCCCCUUUCUGCAUUCGAAAAGUUGGGAUGCUGUGAUGGGUCAUGUGACCACCGUCAUCCCGACAUUCGGUAACGGGUAUCACACUUUCUGAGACCUAAGGUCCGGUGGUUUACAGUACAAAGGGUGGAUGUAUCAAGCAGUAAAAAGACUUGAGAGGUGGACCAGUGGUUGCCGAUAGCUACAAAUCAGCUUUGAGGUAGCGUUUGUCAAGAACAUUCUAUAAAAUGAUAGGCAGAAGCUGAUGGUUGAAAUGGGCAACUUUUCCGCUCCUCCACUUUUCCACUCUUUUCACUAUUCGAUACAUCAACUCCAAAGUGACGUACGGGGGGACCCCAAAAACAGGUUGUUGGGGAGUACUGUGAUUUUGGAUGUGUAUAUAUAGAAAACCAUUAUCGUUCCAGUCAUCUGUUAUGUAUAAAGUGAAACUUAUAGGGUAGCAGCUUUGGUGCUAGUUUUCAUACCUAAACUAAUGUAUACAAUUAUGUAAAAUAUAUAAAUGUACUUU